Messenger RNA from Copidosoma floridanum, 2862 nucleotides. RefSeq lists its product as uncharacterized. NCBI's taxonomy places the organism in Eukaryota, Metazoa, Arthropoda, Insecta, Hymenoptera, Encyrtidae. The record is from RefSeq and is a predicted model, not a curated record.
AUGAGUGCUAAAGGAAAACUUGUAGAACCCAAAGGUCUCAACUCCGAUGCAUUCGACCAUACCUUCGGCCCUUGUAGGUUUUUGUUGCGAUUACUCGGUGCUUGGCCGGAUCCUUUUCAUAUAAGCAAUUGGACUACUCCCCGAAUAGUUUUCAUCACUGUAACCAUGUUUGGUUUCACCAUCAUUCCACAAACAGUCAAGCUGGCACAUUCGUUGAAGGAUCUCAAUCUUAUCACUGAGAUCAUUGUCAACUGCGACGUUCCAAUCACUAUUGCCGCUGUAAAGUUACUUAACAUGUGUUACCACAGAAAAGAAGAGUACUGCGACCAGUGGUUGCUGAUAUUUGAUAAGCUUUCGUUGGUAUCGGGGGUGAGGAAGCGAGAGCGAGUGCAACCGAGGAUUCACAAGUACGUACGAGAAGAGGUCGGUUUUCGACUCCAAACAGCUAUGGAGGGAUCCAAGGUGGUGCUGGCCCUGGCCCUGUUGGCCGCCGUCUCCCCGUCCCUCGGCGAAACCACGAGUCCCCCGGGCGAGCUGCCCAAGCCCAGCUACGCGCGCACCAUGCUCAAGGUGUCCCGCAGCCUGCCCGGCGAGACCGAGGAGCUCAAGAUCCGCACGGCCGAGGGCAGCCUGGCCACCCUCAUCGUCAAGCGCCGCGAAAAGUCCGUCGUCGAGUCCCCGUCGGCCCAAGGGAGCAACGACACCGACGCCCCCGCGACCACCAUCGGCUACCAAAACGUCGACGUGGACCCCUGGAACCGCUCCCCCGAGCACGACCAGCGCCGCCAGAAGAUCGAGGCUGCGAGGAACUGGGUGCCCCUGAGCCGCACCGCCGACUCCUGGAGGCCCCUCGGCGAGCCCUUGUCGGGGCGCUCGUGGCCGGAGGCCACCCGGGCCGUGCAACGGGUCCCCGCGGACGCGAACUCGAGCGAGCAGCUCUUGCGCUACGCGCUCUUGCCGCACGAGCCAAGGCGCAUGGUGCGCACCAACGUCGGAGCGAACCUGUCCAAGAACCGGGAGGGCAAGGGCACGCCGGCUGAGGUGGUGGUGAGGUCCGAGAUAAACGUCAAGCCCCAGCCGGGGUCUACCGGGCAGCAGGGGAAGCGGGCGCCCGUGGCGUUGGACGCGGAUGGUAUGCCGGUGGUGUACGGCAGGCGGGUGCCCGACGAGCCGAUCGACAAGGUGCAGGUCUGGAGGAACGCGCGGGUGAUCAAUGACCGGUUGGUCACGGAGCCGGCCAAGGGUCUGGAAGAGUCCGGGGGAAGCUUCGACACCUUCUUCGAGGAUGUCAAUCGGAGAUAUGGAAAGUUGGCGGACGACAGCGGCUCGCAAAAGCCCAAGCCCUACCGCAACGAGGUCCUCGGGGCCGAGGUGUACGAGUCGGCCGAGGACACGUACCGCCCGAGCAUCCGCAAGCGCAUGCUGCAGCCGGAAAUCUUGUCGGCCGCCUACCCAAACUCCCGGUUCUACUCGCCGCCCGACACGACCAAGCCAAGCGUGGCGGCCGUGAAACCGGGCACCCGGGCUCCAGUCCUCCAGUACGCCCACCCGGAGUUGGGCGUGCAGCCAGCCAAGGCCGUCGCCAAGAGCGAGCCGCCCAACAACAAAGCGUCGAGGAAGCACGAGGAGACGAUGACCUACACCGAGGCCCCGCUGCUGCAACAAUACGUCCCACCUUCGGGGAGCAGCAACGGGGAGCAGAGGCACCAGAAGAGACGCUACGUCCUCAACGAGAAGAACAUCAUUGACUCGUACAACUACAAGAACUACUACCCCUACACCCCGCACUACUACGGGCUCAAGAGGCCCGCUGUCGAGCCUCCGCUCUGGGUCAAGAUUUCGGAGGGCAUCAAGAACCAGUUCACCGAUGGAGUCGCCAAGAUGUCGGAGCUGACCAAACCCGUGCUCGACCCGUUGGCCGAGGCGACCCGCAAGAUCUCGGAGAACCUCGGCUUGUCGCGCUCCCAGGAUCCCGCCCAGGACAAGGUGGGCAGCGUGGCGACCGGCUCGUCCAUAUUGAUCCCGGCGCUCGGGCUCAUGGCAUCCGGUGCCGCGCUGGGUAUUGGCGCCGUGGCAGUUGGCCGUUACCUGGACGUGGACGUGCUCAAGCGUUCCAACGCCGGUGGUGAGCAUUUCGACGCCGAUGACGAGAGAGCUCUCGAGGCCGUAGCUGGGACGCGUGGCGAGCUGCAAGGGCAACCCAGCGUCAAUCAGAUUUACCUGCUGGUGGAGGGUGAUGGCUACGAUGGGGGAGCGAGUAGGAAGAAAAGGAGCAGCGAUGAUACCGGUUCCAGGAAUAUCCAAAGAAAGGGUGCAGAUCCGAUCGCGGAAAUCGUUGAGAUCGAUUCCCCGUCUCGAUCGCUCGAUGACACCAUUUCCGACGAAGGCAACAACGUCCAACUGGACAACGAAGAGGACUUUGCUGAGGCCAUCGUUCAAAAGGCCUUUGAGGCCAUCACGAGUAGAACAAAAAAAGAUAAAAGCGAGAGAUUAACGGAAGAUACGCGAAUGGCACGAAAGAAGCGAAGCCUCAGUGAUGACGAACUCGACGACGCCUUGCAGAAUUUGGACAAAGUAGAGGUGGCUGAAGGAAGUAGCCAUAUACCUGGUGACUGGUCGAACACGCCCUGCGCCAAGAAAAUAUUCUGCGACGCCAUGGUCAAGCGCGGCUCCGACGCCCACAUGGUUAUGGACAAGAAGAUGUACGGGCUUUUGAGGAUGAUCCAGCCGGCAGCUGCGGUCCAAGUGUCGGCCCACUUCGACGAGGUCAUGGAAGCGGUGAGGAGGCACGACUGCGCGGUCUUCUCGUGUCCCCAGGCCAAAACGCCGCGGUCAGAGACGUUCAGCGCCCCGAGCGCUUGA